CUGCCAUCAGUGCUUCUCUCACCGGGGUUGAAGUUGAGCAUCUCCCCCUUCACUGGGAAAUUGGAGAGCAGAGACUUCUUUCUCAUUACCAGAAGCCAUUGGUUCGUAGAGAAGAUGAUAGAUACGUCUCCAUUCUCUUCGUUGGACCACGCAACCUCCUUUGCAAGGCAGUUAUGGUUCAAAGAGUCCUGUAUACAAUCAUGGUUGGAUGCGUUCUCUGGACAGAGUCACGUUUAUCGAGCCAUUAGUCAUGCACCGGGUUCAAUGAUGAGGGAAAUGCUUCAAUGGGACCGAAAAUACCGGGCUAAAUUUGGGUUUGAGUUUAGAACAAGUACGGAAACGUGGUGCUCACAGGAAAUACUUGACGAGGUGAAGUCACGCUAUGAGAACACUCUUGUCGUUGAACUAGAUAUUGCAGCAUGGGAGGAAUUCAAACUCAUAGCACAUGGCCUUGAGCGACUAUGGGAUAGAAUGUCUCGAGACAAUAUACAAAAGGAAUCUGAAGACCCGGUGGAGGUGGUUCCAGAUUCGUUGGAAGGAGAGAAUGUUGUCUCCUCCGAUAUCUCUGAGGGCAAAGAUUCUGCUGGACGAAAGGCUUCGAUGCUGUCCUACGACCUCAAUAGAACACCCGAAGAGAAUGAAGAUCCUUAUAGUGGAAUGUCUCCCGAGAAGAAGAAUGCGUGGCACUUAGCUAUGUGGGCAACAAGAUACUUGAAUCCUUAAGGGAAAAGCUUUGGUUUAGGUGAAGAACUUCAAGGCCGGUUGCAUAUGAUAGCCGUGACAAAACUAUGCAAUAUUAAUUAAGGAGAAUAUAUUUUCAUAACUAAUUUAUCAUGGCACUGUCUGAUAUUUAAUUUUUUAUGUAGUUCUUGUUUUAAAGAUUUUAGCCAUUGGUUAAUUUACUAUACAUGCACUGUAACAAUAUCAUGGAGUAUGGAUGACUCAUUGCUAAUAAGUAUGUUAGUGAUACUUAUCAGAUAUAUACUUACUAAACUUGCUCACGACAA
Arachis ipaensis is the source of this 1007-nucleotide messenger RNA. Its product is annotated as uric acid degradation bifunctional protein TTL. Gene Ontology annotation, cellular component: peroxisome. The record is from RefSeq and is a predicted model, not a curated record. Gene Ontology annotation, biological process: urate catabolic process. Gene Ontology annotation, molecular function: 2-oxo-4-hydroxy-4-carboxy-5-ureidoimidazoline decarboxylase activity. NCBI's taxonomy places the organism in Eukaryota, Viridiplantae, Streptophyta, Magnoliopsida, Fabales, Fabaceae.